UCAAAGCCAAUGCCAAUCAAAUCCAAACUUCAUCAAUAACAACUCAACACAGAGGUCAGUCUUGGGAAGAGCAUUCGUGAAUUCUGGAAUAUUGUUGCUUGUUAAAAGUUUUGGUGAUGCAAAGACAUUCGGCACUGUUCAGGAAUGUGACUGUGUUUCAUUGACAAUUGUUUUGAAUUAUGUCAAUUUAACGCAUUGAUAUUGCCCUUGGUGGCUAGCAUAAGCCAGCUAGCUAGCGUCUUCAACGUCUGAGAGACUGGAGCGUGCUGCAGGUGACGAGAAAGGGCACCCUGGCUGAGAACAAUCCGACUGCCUCGGGACUUCAAUUUGAAUUUGUUGCAACUAUGAAGUUAACGCAAUUUUUGCUAAAGAACAGCUCCAUACCUAAACAAGCACUAGUGGAUAGGUUUUCCAAGUUCUCACCUUCGCCGCUGUCAAUGAAACAAUUCAUAGACUUUGGCUCGGCCAAUGCCUGUGAGAAGACGUCCUUUGUGUUCCUGCGUCAGGAGCUUCCUGUCCGACUGGCCAACAUCAUGAAGGAGAUCGACUUCCUCCCUGACAAGCUUCUCAGCACCCCCUCACUACAGCUGCUACAGAGCUGGUAUGCAACAAGUCUGAUGGAGCUUGUGGGCUUCCUGGAAAAAGAUUCUGAUGAUAAAAAGAUCCUGAAGAAGUUCACUGAGACGCUGGUGAACAUCAGGAACCGCCACAACAACGUGGUGCCGACCAUGGCCCAGGGCGUAGUGGAGUACAAGGAGGCUUUCGGCUCCGACCCUGUGACCAAUCAGAACAUCCAAUACUUCCUGGAUCGCUUCUACAUGAGCCGCAUCUCCACCCGCAUGCUCAUGAACCAGCACUCUCUCAUCUUUGAUGGAAGUGCCAACCCCGCCCAUCCCAAGCACAUUGGCACCAUCGACCCCGACUGUGAUGUGACAGAGGUGGUAAAAGAUGCCUUCGAUAGUUCCAAGAUGCUCUGUGAGCAGUACUACCUGACCUCGCCAGAGAUUGACAUCACACAAGUCAAUGCCAAAGGUCCUGACCAGCCUCUUCGUAUUGUCUAUGUGCCCUCCCAUCUCUACCACAUGCUGUUUGAGCUCUUCAAGAACGCCAUGAGAGCAACAGUGGAGACUCAUGAAAUGGCCCUGCAUCUCCCGCCGGUCAAAGUCCGAGUCUCACUGGGGAGUGAAGACCUGACAAUCAAGAUAUCAGAUCGAGGAGGCGGAGUCCCCCUGAGGAAGAUAGAGCGUCUGUUCAGCUACAUGUACUCCACCGCCCCCAGCCCUGUCGAUAUUGACAACUCACGCAACGCUCCACUGGCUGGUUUCGGCUACGGUCUCCCCAUCUCCCGUCUCUAUGCCAAGUACUUCCAGGGAGACCUGCAGCUCUACUCCAUGGAGGGAUAUGGGACGUCAGCUGUCAUCUACCUGAAGGCCUUGUCCUCAGAGUCUGUGGAAAGACUUCCUGUUUACAACCAGUCAGCCAUAAGGCAUUACCAGACGACCAACGAGGCGGAUGACUGGUGCAUGCCCAGCAAGGAUCCCAAGAAGCUGGGGAAGUAUGAGAGGAGACGUUAAUAGGGGUGUAACGGUACACGUAUUCGUACCGACCCGUUCGGUAGGGGGCCUUGGUUCAGUCUGCACUCUGAACCCGAAUUAAUACAAAAAAUUAUCAUAUAUCCAAAAUUAAAACACUAGGCCUAUAGGCUCUGCCUACGCUGCGUUGUAGGCCAGUGCCUCUUGAGGAAAUCUGAGCUGAAUUUUAGUUUUUCGGGCUAUUCUGUUUAAACGUUGCACGUUGUAAUCUAAAUUCAAAUCUUAACUGGCGCAUUUCAAACUGUCCUUUUGUGAGACGCAGCCAGGAACUAGUUCUGUACGAUGGCGAGUGGCGGUGUCGAUAAACCAGAAUUGGAGGGUCCUCCAUCAUCGUUUAAAUCUCCAGUUUGGGAACAUUUUGGCUUCCCAAUAGAUCACAAUGGCGAUGGACAGAGAGUUGUGGAUAAAACGUUAACAAUAUGUCGCCACUGCUCAACGAGAAUAGCCUAUCCAGCUGCCAACACCUCAAAUAUGUUGACACAUUUACUCCAACAUUACCCCAGUAUACCGGAACCAGACAGAAACGCAAAGAAACAACCCAAAAUCACCUCCCCUCUGCAUUCAAGCAGCCCUUGGCAACUGGUUCUGACCGGGCCAAAAAUUACAAGAGCGAUAGGUAAGCUAUGUUUAUAUUUUUUACAGUCUUUGGUUUAAAGCCGCGCCCGUUCCCAGUGGUUGAGAAUAGGGGGUUUCAGCACCUCGUGAAAGUGCUCGAUGCCACGUUAUGAACUUCCCUCUUGCACCCAUUUCAGCAAACAGGUAGUACCCGCUCUAUAUAAGCAAGCCAAAGCCAAAGUUUUCUAUGAAUUGGCCAAUGCACCCUGUGUUGCACUUAAGUGACAGCCCAUCACAUUACCCUGGAGUGGGAGAUGUACCGUGCUACAGACACGCCCCCUUUAUGAGAAUCACAAGUGUGCAUCUGGCACUAAAUGUACGACUUCACAACUGGUAAAUUCCCACCUCCCACAUGGUUACAAACGCAGCAUCAGUGUGGAAACGUGAGAGGCCCGACAUAACAAUCCUGUCACAACAGACCAUGCCAGGAACAUUGUGAAUGCUGAACAUUUAUUGAUGGCAUUGAAUUUUCCUGCCGUGACCCCCAAAAAACGCAAUACGUACCGAACCGUGGAUUUGGUGAACCGUUACACCCCUAGAAGUUAACCAAACAGACUGAGAUAGCAAUGAAGAACAAAGGAGGAAGAAAGAAGAGGGGGGAUGGGAUGAUGAUUCAUAAUCACAAACUGACAAAGGUACCCAGUUGUACCAACAGCUAUGACCGUGUGUGUGUGUGUGUGUGUGUGUGUGUGUGUGUGUGUGUGUGUGUGUGUGUGUGUGUGUGUGUGUGUGUGUGUGUGUGUGUGUGUGUGUGAUGUGGAUUCCUCUCGCAAUGGAUAUUCUCAUUCAUUCACUUGAAGUGCAAAAACACAUCACUGUCGGAGGCGUUUCAAUGGCAAUACCAGGAUCUCUAUUCAAUAAGCGACUUCAUGAAUGUUAGUUAGAAUCAGGGCCAUACACUACUCACAAUCACAUCUUACCUUUUUGAUUAUAAUUUAGCCACACGUUUCAGUUAUUUAUUUCACUCACUUAUUUUAACGUUACUACACUGUGAAGCAGUGUUUUACUUAUUAUUAAAAGGUGAAUUUGAGUUUGUAACCGAUCAUUUCAUUUAUCAAACGACUGAAUUUGGUUAUACAGUGAUAUAAGAUGGACUACCACAGUACUAUAAUCUGUGAUACUACAUUUUAAAAUGUGAAUUUAGUUCUCUCUAAACUCUUCACAGCGUCGUCCGGGUUUGGCCGGUGUAGGCCGUCAUUUUAAAUAAGAAUUUGUUCUUAACUGACUUGCCUAGUUAAAUAAAGGGGGAAAAAAGAGGGAAAAAAAUGGAUUUUCCCACAUCAACUGUUAUUCUUGGUUCCAUUUUGACUUGUUGAAUAUGAGAUGAAAGCCAAGGUCCAUCCAAGGUUUCCUAUGAAGAAAGAAAAUAGAUAUUGAAGAGAUUCUAGUGUACUUAUUCUAACUGAGUCCAACUGACUUUUAAAGUAUAAGUUAUGUGAAUAUUGAGAGAUGUUAUAUCAUACUGUUAUGAUAUUUUGAAGUUAAAACUAAAUUUUGUAAAGUUACUAAAAUGAUUUAAUUUUAGAGGCCGGCUAGGUCUUCCAUGCAUGAAGUAUUUAUUAAAUAACGUUGUGUGCCAGAGAGCAAAAUGGGAGUAUUAUCACAGGGACACAGUAAGACUGAGUUUAAUUAAAUGUUUGACGACUGCCCGACUACUGAUGUGUUAUUUGGGCAGUCAUUCAAUUAUUCAUUAA
Coregonus clupeaformis (lake whitefish) is the source of this 3901-nucleotide messenger RNA. RefSeq names its product pyruvate dehydrogenase kinase, isozyme 4 (gene pdk4). NCBI's taxonomy places the organism in Eukaryota, Metazoa, Chordata, Actinopteri, Salmoniformes, Salmonidae. Gene Ontology annotation, cellular component: mitochondrion. The transcript is spliced from 11 exons. Gene Ontology annotation, biological process: protein phosphorylation; regulation of glucose metabolic process. The record is from RefSeq and is a predicted model, not a curated record. Gene Ontology annotation, molecular function: pyruvate dehydrogenase (acetyl-transferring) kinase activity. Bases 345 to 1574 code for a protein of 409 amino acids.